This is a messenger RNA of Achroia grisella, 1026 nucleotides long. RefSeq names its product fatty acid-binding protein, muscle-like. Gene Ontology annotation, cellular component: cytosol; nucleus. The record is from RefSeq and is a predicted model, not a curated record. Gene Ontology annotation, molecular function: fatty acid binding. NCBI's taxonomy places the organism in Eukaryota, Metazoa, Arthropoda, Insecta, Lepidoptera, Pyralidae. Gene Ontology annotation, biological process: fatty acid transport. The transcript has 4 exons. The coding region runs from base 143 to 556 and encodes 137 amino acids.
GCGCGGUUACGGCCCGAUCUGCCAGUCCAGUGAGGUUACACCGGCCAAUGUGUAUGGUCGAAGGAUAAACUAUAAAACAUUUAUAGACAGUGCAGUAAAUAAGAAAAAUCACAACAGUUACGAUUACAGGAAACAAUUGAAAAUGGAACAAUACUUUGGAAAGAAAUAUAAGUUAAAAACAUCUGAAAACUUUGAUGAGUUCAUGAAGGCGUUAGGUAUUGGUUUUAUAUCACGGAAGACUGCAGCUUCGUUAUCGCCCGUUUGCGAGUUGACUAAAAACGAUGAUGGUACAUACAUAUACAGUUUUAGCACCCCUAUAAGGACCUUGAAGUACGUGUUCAAAUUAGGAGAAGAAGUGAUAACGGAAAGAGCUGAUGGUGCUAAGAUGAAAUCUACAUUUACUAUUGAAGGUAAUUCCGUAAUCCAUAUCGAGGUCGACGAUAAUGGUAAAGCAAGCAAGCAUGUACGAACAUUUUCAGAUGACAAAUUAGUAGUGAUUUCUACCCUCCAGGGGUGGGAUGGGGAAUGCACCAGAAUUUAUGAACUGGUAAAUUAAUUAGUUAAAUUAGAGUAAAGUACUCUCUGUAAAAUAGCAAAAAAAAAAUAUGAAUCUUAACAGUUUGUCAUUACUUUUUAUUUUCAUAGUAAUAUUUUACUAUUAUUAUCAAAGUAUAUUAAAUUUAAUGUGGAAUUCAAAUUACAGUAUAUAAAAAAUAUUUUUAAGGAUAUGAGGCUGUAAAAGUAGUAUAUUUAGUAAAUAUAUUUAAAGCUACGAACAAAAUAUAUAACCAUCUAAACAAAAUAUGGAGUCCUUAUUGCACUCCUAUACAGGGUACGCUGAUAUAUUUAGAAACUAAACUGUAAAAUAUAUGUAUAUGUACAAAAGAAAAAAAUCAUUAUUUAAAUGUAAUAUACUGUACACAUAUUGAAAUAUACGAUAGGUAUCAUUUCACUAAACUAUAAUUCUGUAGUUUCAUUUACCUGAAUUUGUCGCCUCAUUUUUGUACAAUGUUAAUAUAUAUUUAU